AUGGCCAAAAGAAAAGGGCUUAUAGUGUGUGUACUGUACUAUUGGGGCACCGAGAGGACUUUGGCUGAUCAUUAUGUGGACGAGAAUAUGUCAGGUGUGGGUAUAGUCUAUGGCAGGAGUGGACCGAUGUGCAGUGUGUGUGAGAGAGAGCACAGACGGAGCAAAGAGAGACGUAUGAAACAGUUGAGCAGUUUGGGCGCCCGAAGACACUUCUUCCGGAGUCCGAGGCGAGCGAUGCGACCGUUAAGGCCCGGACUCUCACCCGACGGACUCGAGGACUCGCCGGAGAUGAUCGGCGGACCCAACAAUGGCUUCGGAUACUUCUCAGAGCACAUCUCGAUCACGACCAGCGCUGCCGGAAUAGUGAGUAGAGUGUGUGUGAGUGGAGUGGUGUUAGCAAUGCUGGCAACGGUGUGUUGGAGCGAAAAUCCAAAUUCGAGUAAUCCGAGUGAGUUUCAGUACGGCGUGCCUCAGCCCCAACACAACGGACCCCUCGAUCAGGGCUUCUAUGACUUUUUCCCCCGUCAGGGGCCACCAGUUCACGCGCCCGACGGUAUGGUUCCCUCAUUCAUGGGCGACCCCUCACACCUCGGCCACCAUCCGGCGCCACUCGCAGCCGACGCCCCCUUCAUGACCGACGGCCAGACCGGCGGACACACCGCCCAAAUGGUUACGCAACACACGCCAGGCAUCGGCCCCUCCAAUGUUGACGGAGCCCUUCACUACUGAUUUUAUUCAAAUUGAUAAAUGAUUACAACA
Medioppia subpectinata is the source of this 759-nucleotide messenger RNA. Lineage: Eukaryota; Metazoa; Arthropoda; Arachnida; Sarcoptiformes; Oppiidae. The record is from the annotation of a GenBank genome assembly.